Messenger RNA from Pseudopipra pipra, 9696 nucleotides. RefSeq names its product RAB11 family interacting protein 5 (gene RAB11FIP5). Gene Ontology annotation, molecular function: small GTPase binding. The record is from RefSeq and is a predicted model, not a curated record. Bases 126 to 4847 code for a protein of 1573 amino acids. Gene Ontology annotation, cellular component: early endosome; mitochondrion; phagocytic vesicle. The transcript has 6 exons. Gene Ontology annotation, biological process: regulated exocytosis. Lineage: Eukaryota; Metazoa; Chordata; Aves; Passeriformes; Pipridae.
GGGGGCGGUGUCCCUCUCGCUGCGGCAGCGGCGGCUCCGAGCGGGGCCCGGCGCGGCCCUGCCCGCUUUUCCCGGCUCUUCCCCUCCCGUUCCCGGCCGUUCCCCCGGCUCCCCCCGGGCCGGCCAUGGCGCUGCUGCGGGCGGCCGCGCUGCCGGCCGAGGGCGGCCCGGCCUGGCUGCCCACGCACGUCCAGGUGACGGUGGUGCGGGCCCGCGGGCUGCGCUGCAAGGGCGGCACCGGCAAAGGCAAAGCGGGCGGCAGCGACGCGUACACCGUGAUCCAGCUGGGCCGCGAGAAGUACAGCACCUCGGUGGCCGAGAAGAGCGGCGGCAGCCCCGAGUGGAGGGAGGAAUGUGCCUUCGAGCUGCCCCCCGAGCCCGGGCCCCGCGCCGGGCUGGUGCUCACCGUGAUGCACCGGGCGCUGGUGGGCAUGGACCGAUUCCUGGGACAGGCCGUGGUGCCCCUGGAGCCCGCCCGGCAGCGCGGGAGGGAGCCCGACGAGCGGUGGCACAAGCUGCACUCCAAGGCCAGGAAGAAGGAGAAGGAGCGGGGUGAGAUCCUGGUGAGCAUCCAGUUCACACGGAACAACCUCACGGCCAGCAUGUUCGACCUGUCCAUGAAGGACAAACCACGGUCACCCUUCGGGAAGCUGAAGGACAAGGUGACAGGCAAGAAGAAAUACGACCUGGAGUCGGCCUCUGCCAUCAUCCCCAGCAGCCUGGGCGGCCUGGACGUGGAGGAUGACUACGAAAUGGGGGGCAAGAAGGCCAAAGUCAAGGGCUUUUUCCUGAAGAACAAGCUGCGCAAGUCGUCCCUGACGCAAUCCAACACUUCCCUGGGAUCCGACAGCACCAUCUCCUCUGCCAGCCUGAGCUUGGCAGCAAAUGUUCCUGAGGUAACCAAAUCCCCGAGCAGACACAGCAGUCUGUCCAUGGAGCGCUCUGUGAAAGACUAUUUGCCGUCUCCCAAGCUGACCCACAAGAGAGCGUUCAGCGACGACGUCUCCCAGGUCAGCCCGGUCCUGGAGCCCAAAGCGAUCCAAAGCCUGAAGCCAAAGAACGACCCCGUGUCCCGUUCUUCCCUCUGCAUCAACGGGAGCCACGUUUACAGCGACGAGCCCGCCCCGAAGAGCCCCGCGCUGGUGCCGCCCGGCUCUGCCCCGCUGCCCGUGCCCGCCGUGCCCAGGAGGCAGGACGAGGGGUUCGGCUUCACCCCGCUCCAUCCCGACCCCCACGAGGCGCCCUGGGGGGUCGGCGGCUUCGAGAGGCCUCAGCAGAGGGACGAGCCGAGGUUCAUCCCGUCUCCUCCCAGCUUAGCCCUGCAGGAAGAGCUCAAGGUCUCCACGAAGGCCGUCACCCUCAGCAACCACCUGGGCAGAGCCAGGAUGGAGGAGAGCAGCCGCCUGGAGAACAAGCCCACCCAAGCCGCGGCACCCGUGGGCUUCUCCUCGGACAAACAGCCCGAGGAGGCGAGGAAGGAGGAGAAGAAACCAAAAGGUGGCUUCUUCCACCACGGGGGCAACCGGAGCGAGGCGGGGAGCAAAGGCCAGGGGGAGAAAGUGGGACCCUCCGUCCAGGCCGCGGCGGCGGGAGACGAGAGGAGUAAGAGCAGCGGCUGGUUUGGUUCAAAGGAGCCCAAAGAUUCCCCUCAGAAACCCAGCCUGGAAGUGUCUCCUCAGGUAGAAACCAGCUCAGAUGCUCCUUCUCAUUUUCCUCCCUGCUCCCCCGCCCCGUUUCCUCCUGCCCAUCUCGCUCGCAUGCCAAGCUCUAACCUCCCUCCCGCUACUGGAGACAGUCAGGCCGGAUGCUUGUCCCCCACCAACCCAUUCCUCAACUCCCUGCAGAGCAAUCCCUUCUUUGAGGACCUCCUCGCUGACCAGGUACUAAAUUCUCCUUCACCUACUCACUUUUUCUCUAGUUUCCCGUGUGGGCCGCAUGCUUCACCAGAGGUCGCUGGGAGCUUUUAUUCCUCUGAGGAUUGCAGUCCCUCUGCCUCCCUAAGGCACACAGACCCAGAGAGGGAGUCUCCAGCCAAAAGCAUUGGUGUCCCCGUUCCUGAAACCACUCCCCCAUCACAAGGAGACCUUCCUUCUCCGGACACCGAACCCACCGUCCCUCCGCCGCUCUCGGAGUGGGACGAUACCUUCGAUGCCUUUGCCACCAGCAGGCUCAAACCAGAAGGGAAGAAGGAAAACUUCUUUGCUUCCCUGGCAGCAGAGGGCAUGGCUUUCAUCGACGAUGCCGAUGCUGCCAGCCCAACGGAGAGAGCAGCCAAGCCAGCCCACGAGAAGGGCACACAAGGAUUCGAAAAGACCGAUUCCCAAAUGGGCGGUGAAAUACCCGCGGCUCUUCGGUCUUGGACAAAUUUCUCCAGUUUAGAUGUGGGGGCCAACUUGGUGAGCACGACCCAGGAGGCCACGGUGAUAGAGGACGUGCUGAGCCCCGUGUCUGCAGGGUCCGUGGGGAGGAGGAGGAAGAGCAGCACGCCCAUGGUUUGGACAGCUGCGUUUGCAUCGGGAAACUCCGCGGAAAAAGAGGCUUCGACAGCACUGACCACUGGAAGUAGCACCAGGGAGGGAGGGGACAGUGAUGAGGAGGAAUCCUCUAGUGCAGGGACAAAUGGUUGGAUGACCAUAGCCACCGAAACUGCUCCUGAGCCCUCGGAGAGCACCCAAAGCGUGGCGGAGGAGCGCGUGGGUCAGGACAGCGUGUUCGGCCCACGACCCGCCUUCCUCAGCGACGGUGCCUUCGAAGCCAACAACGCAUCCCGUGCCGCCGCCCACGUGCUGCCCAGGAGCACCUUCCCCCCCGAGCUCACCCCCGAAACCCUGCCAGGCAGCAACGUGGUGGCCGUGCCCCCGCGGGUGCUGGCGGAGGUGGCAUCACGGCCGCUCCCUGCCCCUCCCGAGCUGGGGACAGAGCUCCAGGGCGCUGGGAAUAAGGAGGACACGUUCGACAUCCGGACAUCGGUGUACCGGCUCCAGGCCAGCAUGAGGCUGGAGGCCAGUGAAAGCCUUGUAAAGCUCAGCUCUGACAUCCGUGAGAGGCACGUCGUCCUCUCCCCGUGGACAGGGACCCACGAGCGGGAGGAGAUCGCGGCCGGCUCGGCAGUGCCACCCCCAAAACCUCCCCGGUGGUUCGCAGCUGCUGGCGUUGGAGGGGAUGGGGAGGAGGAGGAGGAGGCUCGUGGCCCACAGCGAGGCAGUGAGGAGCGAGGGGAAGACACCGAGCGCCCAAAAGCAGAUGCAGAGUUGCCAAGGAGCCGUGCGAGCAGCGAGCCCUCUGUCCCGGCAUCUCCCAGCCCGCCUGCCCUGGGAGUGGACAUCGCCGAAGCCGGGAGGGAGUUUCUGGUCUCCAAGGAUGCUGAAUGUGUGGACUCAGCAGUGAGAGCCAGUGAGCUGGGAAAAGGGGACACCUCUCUGGGGGAAGACCCAUCGGAGAUGAAUGAGACGGAUGCGGCUGAGCAGUUCGAGACUUGCACAUCCAAGUUCUCCCUGGAUGGAUCAGGCCAGUCGGGUGCUGAGCAGAGCUGGAGCCAGCCCCGUUUGUCCCCUCAGACGGGGCCCACAGACAGUGCCAAGUGGGAGAUGGCCUCUGCACAGGAGCCGUUCCCUGAGGAGCUCAGUGUUUCAGGACUAAACCCACCUUCCAAGCUAGACCUGGGCCAGCCGGAAAUGUUCUGGACGGCUCUGGAAGAGCAGGAGGCAGCUGCUCAUCCCACUGGUCUCAGCCCAAGGUUAGCACGUGGGGAGAGCCCACCCCGGCCGCAGCCGGCAUGGGAUGAUGGUGAGGGGCAAGAGGGACACCAGCCUGAGCCUUGUGCCCCUGUGGCAGUGGCCAGCCCUCCUGAGGAGGCAGAGCAGGGCAGACCCCCCUGCAGCGAGCCCGAGGGGCCAUGGCACUCGGCAGACAGCAGGAUAGACUUCAAGAAGGCGGAUUUCUGGAAGCCAGACAGGGCGGAGGAGAGGCACAAGCAGGAAGCUCCAUCCCCGAAAAACCCCUUUACUCUGGCCCUCAGCCCCAACUCCCCAAGCAACCCCUUCGUGGAGACACCCCCAGACAACCCCCUCCCUGCUCAAGCUGCACUGCCCGAAAAGCUUGACCAGGGCGACUUCAGCUUCGCCAGCCUCCACGAGGAAGCCCUCGGGCAAGGCUUCCAGCCCACUAACCCCGCCGGGCACCCGCUCGUGCAGCCUCCCUUCCCGCAUGCCAGCCAGCCCUUGGCCUUCUCCACCCCUUUCCUCGUGGCUGCCACUAACCCCGAGCAGUUUGGUUUCCCCUCCCCUGCCGUGUUCCCCGCGAGCCGCGGGGUCCCCGCCGCCUCCAGCCGCGCAGCCGCCCAGCCCUGCCCUUUGCCGCAGCCCGGGGACACACAGGCUUCAGCGCUCGUGGUUUUGCCCAGGGAGACACAGCCAGCUGAGAAGCCCCUUUUCCAGCAGACGACCAGUCCCCACCCGGUGAAGCCCAUCAGCGCCGCGGUGCAGGAGGUCUCUGCUGAGAAGAAGCAGCAGCACAGGUCCAGCCUGACCUCAGCACUGAGCAAUGGCCUGGAGAAGCUGAGGACAGUCACCACGAGCAGCGUCCAGCCCGUGGCCCCGACCUCCCACCCGGAGAAAACAGACUCCAAGAAGUUAAAGGAUCCCACCGUGCUGGACCAGUCAGCCAAGUAUUACCACUUGACCCACGACGAGCUCAUCCAGCUCCUGCUGCAGAGGGAGAUGGAGCUGAGCAAGAAGGAGGAGCACAUCCACGAACUGGAGAACUACAUCGACCAGCUGCUGGUUCGCAUCAUGGAACAGUCUCCCACGCUCCUCCAGAUCCCACUGGGGGAAGGCAACACCAAGUAACCUCUGCCCAGAGACCAGCAGCACUCGCCUAGAGCACUUCUCCAGUAAAAACGCUGCAAACAUCCCUGCACUCCCCCCUCCUCUUCCAAGAGGGCUCCAGUGGCUUCCGUUCGCAGAGUUUAGCGGGAAAGGUCGUCUGCUCCUUCCCAGCCCAAGCUUCUCCCAGCUCUGGCUCCAGGGAACUGUAGGGUGGAUGAUGGGCAGUCGUGCACCCUAUGGGGAGGAGCAGAGCCCUCCACCUGAGGCAGAUGCCACCUUAGGUUCCUGUCCUUGUGACCAAGUGCCAUCUUCUCGGGCGCUCACCCUGCCAGUGCUUUAAGCGGCCCAUGGACAUUUGAGAGCUGGAAACCACCUCGCCCAUGGCUUCAUCCUGCUGCUCUUCUGCCCACACUCUUCCUCAUCUCUCUUCUGAAGUGGUGUCCCCUGGCUGGAGGAUGAUGUUGAACUGGUUGAGGACAGCGGGGAUGUCUAAACCCAGGAAAGCUCUCCCAGCACGUUAGUGACUGCAGAGCAGGGCUGCUGUUGGAUGCCUCCUCCCCUUCCUGCCCCAUUUACCCCCCAGAAUGAAGGCUCUGUGUCUGAAGAGCCAGCUCCAGUUUGUGCCAGUUCCUGACCGCUGGGAGAUGCUACACAAAGGGACAACAAUGGAGUUGGAGGCCAUAAAGGACUUGAUCCAAUGUCACUGCCUGACCAUGAGCUGCGUUGACUCCUUCACUCCGUGGGUGCAGAGUGGUGAUGCUGCCUCAGCUCCUCAAAACUCAGCUUGCAGCAUGGAAAAGUGAUGGUCUGUGCACCAUGAGGGCUCCAGGAGAUCUUCCUGCUUCCCACCCAACCCAUCCCCAGCCUGGCUGUGCCUCGAGGGGAUUCCUUUGUGUAUAAACCACAGCUCAAUUUUCUACUCGGUGUCCCGUGGGAAUUGCUCUCCACGGCUUUCCCCACCGUUUGCUCUGUGUUGUCUUUCCCAACCCAACAGGAAAAUGCCAUUGGACCAAAGCUCAUGGAUGUCUGAGCAUCUGGCCACCUCUGCAUGACAUCCUGGGGGAUCAGGCUCCCACCAAACACUCCCUGUCCCAGCUCACAUUCCAGGAAUCCUGGCAGACCCCCCUCCAGCCACUGUUAGUGCCGAGCACCGCUCCAGUUGGAUCACAUCCACAUGCCAGUGUUGGAUCUCUUGGGCCCAGCUCUGCUGGGAGCUGAGUGCUUCCAGCUGCUGACCAUGGAGUGACCAUCCAAAGGGCUCUGAUUUAUGUAGUUUAAUGAGAAUGCAGCAUAGAUUUGAGUUCAGAGGUGCUGUGGAAGAGGAUAGAAAGGAUGUUGCUCCAUCUCUCAUCCUGCCAGGAUUUUGUCUGGAGAAGUGGUGGAGGGUUGGUUGGUGUGGGAUUUGAGCUGUCUUGGCAUGUAAGGCAUCUUCUCCCUCUUCUGUAUCUCCCAAAGUUACUGGAUUCUUUUAAAACCUCCAUACUCUUCUCUCCUUACUUCCAUGUAUGCCAUGACUUUGAAAAACUGUGCCUUUUGCCAUAGGACAGUAGCAGUUUCCUACCCAAAAAGGCUCUGAAAUCCAAUUCUCAUUUCCACACAACCCAUCUGGGGACAGGUUUCUCUUCUGUUUUCCCGCUCAUCCGAAAAAGUGAGUUUAUUUUUACAUGCAGAGCCUUCCCACCCCUGUGUGCAGGUACUUUGGGUCCUUGGCAGGAAUUCUGCACAGGAAGCUCAUGGGACGUGGGAGGCAGAGAGUUUAGGAGAUGACAUGGGGAGGAAGAGCAGGCCAAAUAUUCCAAGACAAAAUACAGCUGGAUAAAGACAUUAUUGGGUCAGGAGAGAAGGAGGUUUGGUCCUGUCUGGUUAAACCAUCAUAUGAGGGGGAGGAUUUGUCACCUGGGGAAGGUACCAGCCGUGAACUUCCAAUUCCUGCCUGCCUUGGCCCCUCAUAUGGAAUAAUCUGAAGGUUUGCACUUCUCUACCUGUUCCUCUUGUCUUUAUGUUCCUCCUCCCUUUGUGUUUCUGGGAUAAGACGUGAGGCUCAGAAGGAAGAUGCUUCUCCCGUUUUAGAAAGUCCCAGAAAUAUUUCUCUGCCUAUAGGAUCAGAUCCCAUGGCCUGAGCACCACAUUCCCUUUCUGAGUGCCCAGAGAAGCUCUUCCUUUGAGCUGAAGGCGGGCAGGGAGGAGUUGUGGGCAGCUGGAAUGCAGUCCAGCCUUGGAAAAGCAGCACGGCACGGGAACGAGGGCCGGGAGGAGGGGCAGGUGUAGCUCAAGUGGGCAUUAAUAAGGGGGAGGAGCAGAGCCAAAAUCUCACAAGAUUAUCCCACACUGGCUCCCCACUCCCUAAAAAACAUCUGCUUCCUUGGAGCCCUCCCCCGGCAGCGUUGGCUCUGCAGGUGCUCCCCACACACAAGUGCCAGUGUUUCUGAGGAUCUCUGCACCUCCUCCCUGCCUUCUCCCCUCCUCUUCCAUCGUGUCUCACCACUUCCCUCAGCCCCCUCUGCCUUACUCAGCUCUGCCUUUUGUCGCUCCAAAGCUUGAAUGUUUUGCACUUGAAUAUCUGAAGUUACUCUCAGAGCUCAGCAGGCGGUGCCGGGGGUGCAAGAGGUGCUUCCCCAUCUCCUGCCUUUCCAGCAAUAAGUGCUUCCCCAUCUCCUGCCUUUCCAGCAAUAGGUGCUUCCUCCACAUCCUGCCUUUCCAGCAAUAGGUGCUUCCUCACCUCCUGCCUUUAGAGCAAUAGGAGCUUCCUCAUCUCCUGCCUUUCCAGCAAUAGGUGCUUCCUCAUCUCCUGCCUUUAGACCAAUAGGUGCUUCCUCAUCUCCUGCCUUUAGACCAAUAGGUGCUUCCUCAUCUCCUGCCUCUCCAGCAAUACCUAUUCCUUCCAUCUUCUGCCUUUCCAGCAAUAGGUGCUUCCUCCAUAUCCUGCCUCUCCAGCAAUAGGAGCUUCCUCACCUCCUGCCUUUCCAGCAAUACCUGCCCCUUCCAUCUCCAGCUUUUCCAGCAAUAGAUGCUUCCUCACCUCCUGCCUUUAGAGCAAUAGGUGUUUCCUCAUCUCCUGCCUUUGCAGCAAUAGGAGCUUCCUGAUCUCCUGCCUUUCCAGCAAUUCCUUUUCCCUCCAUCCCUUACCUUUCCAGCAAUAAGUGCUUCCUCACCUCUUGCCUUUCCAGCAAUACCUGUUCCUUCCAUCUCCUGCCUUUCCAGCAAUAGGAGCUUCCUCACCUCUUGCCUUUCCAGCAAUACCUUUUCCCUCUAUCCCUUACCUUUCCAGCAAUAGGAGCUUCCUCACCUCCUGCCUUUAGAGCAAUACCUGCUCCCUCCAUCCCUUACCUUUCCAGCAACAGGUGCUUCCUCAUCUCCUGCCUUUCCAGCAACAGGUAUUUUCUCAAAUCCUGCCUUUCCAGCAAUAGGUGCUUCCUCCAUAUUCUGCCUUUCCAGCAAUACCUUUUCCCUCCAUCCCUUACCUUUCCAGCAAUAGGUGCUUCCUCCAUCUCCUGCCUUUCCAGCAAUAGGUGUUUCCUAAUCUCCUGCCUUUCCAGCAAUACCUGUUUCUUCCAUCUCCUGCCUUUCCAGCAAUAGGAGCUUCCUCAUCCCCUACCUUUCCAGCAAUACCUGCUCCCUCCAUUUCCUGCCUUUCCAGCAACAGGUACUUUCUCAAAUCCUGCCUUUGCAGCAAUAGGUGCUUCCUCAUCUACCUUUCCAGCAAUACCUGCUCCCUCCAUCACCUGCCUUUCCAGCAAUUUCUGCUCCCUCCCAUCUCCACAGGCCAAGGCAGGUCUGGCACCGGUGCCUUGGUGUUGGGUGUGAGGCAGGAGCUGCAGAAGGAACAAGCAGUGAUGGGUGUUUCGUGUCUGUCCUCGAGUGUUUGGAAGUCCUGGGGUAUCUAUGAAUCAACUGGUGUUUAGGAAAAGGCAUCUUAAAGAUGCUCCUGUCUCUGUUCUCUGUUUCUUCACCCCUCUGUCCUGAAAAUGUGGGGUUUUCCCCAGCACCCCCCAGAUUGAUUCUGUCCAUCAGAGCAGCAGCUUGGCUACACCACAGCACUGAAACCAGAGUCUGUUUAAUUUGUUGUUAGAAGUUCCCAGAGGGAAAUGGUUUUGAGGACCUUGUGGAGGGAAGGGAUGAGGAAAAGAAUUGUGGGGGGGAAAUGUUCUCAAGUUGCCCAUGUUCUGUCUGGGGUUUAUCUCCAUAGUUAGUGAUCUAAAUCUCCGUUUUUUAGCGAUUUAUUUGGCAGCCCAGGGGCAGGAGCAGCAUUCCUGCUCCCUGUUGGAGCCACACUGAGCUCUGUUCCUCUCUGCUGAACCCAGCAGACCACAAGGUUUCGCUGGACCAGCAGCAACUUUCCCUUGGUUCCACUUUAAACACAGCCAUAACAAUCCCUCUGUGGUUUUGCCUUUCUCUUGGACUCUGUUUUUCCACGUGGUUCCAGCAGGGUGCUGUUGGCUCUGCUUUUGUUGUCAGCCCACGACUGGGUUUCUUGCUUUUCAAGAACUUUGGCCAAGUGAUUUUCUUUUCUUCUUGGCUGCUCCUUCUGGUCACAGGCUGGGCCAGAAGAACCACCAAGGUUUAUCCUUUAACUGGAACAAACCUGAAGGGAUGUGGGUUCUCAAGUGUAGACUCAGCCUUACGACUCGUCUGUGAAGAAACCACCGUGUGUUUCGUGUUUCAUGGGGUGGAAAAACAUCCCAAAGUGGGAAAAGAAGCAUCAGGGAGGGUUUGGAGUUGUUGAUUUCCCUGUACUUCACGUACCAAGGAAGUGGGUUCUGUGCGUUUCAUGUUUUAAUAGUUGCAACUAAUGUUUAUAAAGAGCUUGUUAUUUACGUUUUCAGCACUUUAAAGAAGAAAAAAAAAAUAAAAGUUGUUCAAGCUGUUCCUA